AUGGCUUCAACCGAGAAGCACAGACCAAACACUUCUAUACUUAAAAAUACAGUUGAAACGAAACAUAUAAAUUCGGCACAUGCGAAUAUAAUUGAUACAAAGGCUGUUAGAAAUGGACUUCCUGACUACACCGGAAAACCAUUUUAUAUGGAUUUAGAACUUUCCUCGGAACUGAAUUCUUUGCCUUAUAGCUCAUCAUCAUGCUCUGGCUCCAAGCUUCAACUUUGUAUAAAUCAAACGGAGAACAGAUCACAUCCAAUUUUAAAAUCAAGCCCCGAAUCAGAUAUCGUGUUGAAAAGUUCUCCUUCUUUUUCUAAUAUUCCAAGCUCACCUUUCGUGGAAGCUGAAUUCAGUAAUGAGAAUACCGAUAAUGAAAGCUGUCAAUUAGAUGAUGCCCAAUGUAUUUCUUCGUUUACCUCAAUUUCUAUUGCUAGGUCUAGAAAUUCAGAACCAGAGGUUCAAUCUGUGAAAAAGCAUGUUGCAAAGACUCUCUUAAGGAAUAGUUCAUCAUUAUCCGAUCAGCAACCACAAAAAAAGAGGCAGAGAAAAUCAAAAUUUAAGGGUCAUAGGGGGUCGAGUAGCAACGCAUGUGAAUUUGCACUGGAUAGAGAAGGUAAAGUGUAUGGAAUUAAAUUGGCACAUGACGCAUUUCCUAAAGGAUACAGUCCCAGAAUGUACGAAGACCCAACUUUUUUUGUGGUUAAGAAUAGUAAGGAGAUAAAUAGCAGUGCAAGAGAUAUUAUUCUCAACUCUUUUGAUAGAGAUCCAAGAGCGGAAAUCUACGAGGAUUACAGAAUAAAUUUGGAUGAAUACAACCUCCAGUCUCUACCAGACGAAAUUAACGAUUUCCGGGAUUUAGUGAUCUACAACAAAAAGGGGGAGAUUUCAAAGCCCAACCUUCAUGUAUUUGCCUCAAAUAACAAGCUUAGAUCAAUUUCUCCACGUUUGUUUGAUAUAGGUGGGCUUGAAACUCUUAUAAUAAGGGAUAAUAAGCUUGCACGUAUACCUGGAGCGAUUGGUAAUGCCAAAGAUCUUAGAUCAUUAAACGUUGCUCAGAAUAAAAUCAAAUUCUUUCCCCACACCAUUUUAGGCUUGCAGCAACUUCAAUUUAUUGCGAUUAGACCAAAUCCUCUCAUAGAGUUAGAUAAGGACUGUCCUGAGAUCCGCAAAAUAGAUGUUGAAAAAUGUCGCAAGAAUGCCAAAUUCGGUUUACCGGAUCGCUUCCUUAGAUAUGUUGGAUAUCUACACUGGACAACACGCAAUACACAAAUUAGUACUGCGACAGCGGUUGCAAUGAAACUUUCUAGGUCAAAUACAGAGACAAGCGGCACUGUCAAUACAGAAUCAGAGUUUUGGAAUCCAUUGACAGACGAGUCCAAACUUGCGAGAGAUCAAGAGCAGAAGUAUGCUUGUGAAAAUGCUUCAUGGUGCCCCAAACUUGCGGAACUUGUGCUUCGGAAAGUUUCACAAUACCUAAUCUCACAGUCGGAGAUUACAAAAUGGAAGAAAACAACCAAUGAAAGAGUCUAUAAGAUGGCAGUGAAGGCACUGAUACAUGGCUCUAAUGGUGAAAUAUGUGGAUUUUGCCACAAACCGGUCACGGAACCGGUUGCGGACAUCAUGGAAUGGUGGGAUUUUAAAGACUGCAGUCUUUUGCCGAUUAAGCGGCCAUUUUGUAGUGGAGAAUGUGCACAUUUGUGGUGGAGGGAGAUCGAGCCACUGAUGGAAGAGAAAUCGACCAUGCAAACUCGCAAGAGGAAGUUCUACAUCAACAAUAAGAGCCCAAGAUUUGGUUGA
This is a messenger RNA of Brettanomyces bruxellensis, 1797 nucleotides long. RefSeq lists its product as uncharacterized. The record is from RefSeq and is a predicted model, not a curated record. NCBI's taxonomy places the organism in Eukaryota, Fungi, Ascomycota, Pichiomycetes, Pichiales, Pichiaceae. The transcript has a single exon. Bases 1 to 1797 code for a protein of 598 amino acids.